AUGCCCUGCGGGCCACAAGCCGCCAAGCGCCCUUGCUUGAGCGACGACCGUGGCGGCAUCGAACACGACGGCCAAGGCGUCUCAGGCCCUCAAACUUUUCGGUAUUGGCAAUGUGCAGGCAGUAGACGGCCUGUUGCAGGAUUCCGUCAGCAUCUCGACAUGGUGAGCCAUCGUCCAGCCUUGGGGGGCGCACAUGCGCCAUCGCAGUCGAUGGCGCUCACUCACUCGCUCACAUGCCCUGAUCCCAGAUUUCAUGUGCCGUGCUCAUCGUGA
Messenger RNA from Purpureocillium lilacinum, 273 nucleotides. The record is from RefSeq and is a predicted model, not a curated record. NCBI's taxonomy places the organism in Eukaryota, Fungi, Ascomycota, Sordariomycetes, Hypocreales, Ophiocordycipitaceae.